GAAGGGGUUAGAGACAGUGAGGGACACACAUACAGUCAGGGAGAAGGGGUUAGAGACAGUGAGGGACACAGACAUAUUCAUAAAAUCGCGGAUUGCGGGUCAGAGACAGGACAGACAGUCACGAUAAGGCGGAGUGGUGAGGGCGGUUAGAGACAAAGAAAGAAAUACUCAUAGAAACAGACACUCAGACAGGGAAAGGUGGAGGGGGAUCAGGGAGAGACACACAUCGAAACUGUGAGAGGGCCAGACACAGACAAGGUCUGAGACAGGGACAGAAACUUAGUGAGCGAAGGGGUGUUAGAGAGAGGGAGAUACGGCGAGGCUGAGCGGUGAGGGGGUCAGAGACAGAGAGACAGACUGGGGUUUCAGAGAAAGAGAGACAUACUGUAGGCUGACACCAACACAGAGACAGAUAAGGAGAAAGAUCGUCGGAGAGAGAGAGAGAGACAGCAGAGCGGAUAGAGGAUCAGAGAUAUAUGAAUACAGACACAUACAGGGUCAGGGAGAGGGGUUCAGACGCAAAGACUGCCACAGAAAGAAAGACAAAUAGGGAGAUAUAGAUACACAGAAACAGGCAAACAAAGAGACUGUGACAGCGCUGAACGGGAUAUAAAGUCAGACAGCCCAGGAGAGAGCGGGUACAGGGAGCCCCAGACCAGGAACGACAGGGGCCUGUUCCGGCUGUGCCAUGUCCGACUCAGAGGAUGAAAUUCACGACCGGCAGCUAAAGAUCGUCAUCUUAGGGGACGGCGCCUCAGGAAAGACUUCUUUAGCAAUGCGUUUCGCCCAGGAAGCUUUUGGGAAACAGUACAAACAAACAAUUGGAUUGGAUUUUUUCCUGAAAAGAAUAUCUCUACCAGGUAAUUUAAAUGUUACACUGCAAGUCUGGGAUAUAGGUGGGCAAACCAUUGGAGGAAAGAUGUUGGACAAGUACAUUUAUGGAGCUCAGGGUGUCCUAUUGGUAUAUGACAUCACAAACUACCAGAGUUUUGAAAACCUUGAAGACUGGUAUGCCGUAGUGAAGAAAGUAAAUGAGGAAUCUGAGCAACAGCCUGUAGUUGCAUUAAUUGGAAAUAAAAUCGACUUGGAGCACAUGCGAACUGUGAAGACAGACAAGCAUCAACGAUUUUGCCAGGAAAACAACAUCAGUGGUCAUUUUGUGUCUGCCAAAACUGGAGAUUCUGUAUUCCUCUGUUUUCAAAGGUUUGCAGCUGAUAUAAUUGGUAUCAAGCUAAAUAAAGCAGAGAUUGAGCAAUCACAGCAUGUAGUGAAGGCAGAUAUUGUGAAUUACAGCCAGGAGCCUGUGGUGAGAACUGUGAACCCUCCCAGAAGUUCAAUGUGUGCAGUUCAGUGAUCCCGUCACAUCCCCAUAUUAGUACAUUUGGCAAUCUUGCUUCGUUCACACAGGCCCAUUCUUUCUCAGGAACUUAGUUUUGACAGCAACCAUCUCGGUAACACAGUAAAAGACUUCACGGACUGACUGCAUUACCGUAUGCUGAGAAAUACAAGGCAGCCACUGUCCACUGCAGAGAUGCAAGAGGUUGGACCACACAUUUGAGCAUAAUUUUCAGAAUUGAGUUAUGAAAGGAUUUUCACCAUUUUGUUUAAAAUGAUGGUGUGACUGCAUAGGAUACAUAUUUUGUAACUACCAAAAACCUAAUUUAUUCAGUAUUGCAGUUAAUGUAUAUCGACAUUUACAGAAAAUGCUUUUAACUCCCAGCAAAUUCACUUGAAAUAACAAGACACACAGGUUUAAAGACCUAAAAAAAUCCAGCACAUUUUUAUUAUAAUUUUUUAAUAAGAAAUGUGGGCUUUGUAGCAAAUUGCCAUGAAGAUCCGAAUACUACUUAAGAAAAAAACUCCCUGGGCAAAUAAAGAGUCAAGCCUGUGAAAAUAAAUUUGGCCAUUGAGCGUAGCCCUCUAUACCUUUACACUUCCAUAGCAUCCAGUUGCAUCUUGAAUACCCUGAAUGAUUUUGUUCUUACUUACUUGCCUGGUUGAUUAUUCCAUGCAUUUGUGAAUCUUUUGGUACGACUCUUAUUUGAUUAAGUUCGUUUUAGGUAAUUUAAUUUCAAAGUCCUUAUAGUAUAAAAUCGUAUUCUGGGUAUGCCUUACUUAUACCAUUGAAUAUUUUACAUACUUCUGUGACGUUCUUCCUGAACCUUUUUUUCCCAGAGUUUUGCAUUAAAUUUUGUUUUGUAGGUCUUUCCCUUCUACUCCUGGAAGUCAGGCAUGCUGUUGACUUUUGCAUCCUGUCCUCUAUGUACCUGUUUGUGGACCCACCUGUCUGUUUGUGUAUAUUUUAUAAACACAUUUUGUGGCAUGAACAGAAUUAACUAUGAAGUAUGAUCCGAGACUGUACGUUACAAAGCCCUAGGAUAAUUCCUAUAUCUGUGUACUGUGUUGUUUUGUCAAAUGACUUGGUAUUAUUUUAGCAUUUUAUUUGUAUGUUAUUUCAUCUUCAAAAGCAAUAAGGACUAGUACCAUUGUAGAAUCUUUUGCAACAUAUGCAUUUAUACGGCAGUUUUGCCUAGUUUCAAUGCCAAAUGUUCGCUGUAUGUCUGGCAUCCUGAUCUAACUUCACACCAGUGUGAGAACCUCUGAGGAGAGAACUGCCACUUGCUUGUAAUUCAUACUGUUUGGAGUACAGUUUUGAACCCUAAGACAUUAGUGUGUGGAAGUUGUUAGCUCCGUGUUCUAAACAGUUGGAUUUUACUAACCAGUUUAGGAACAUCGUGCAAACGUGUACGUGAUGUACUUAAAAAACACUUUCACUCAAUCAGUGUGUACUCCUUCAUAUUUCUCGAUAUCAAAUGUCAUUCUGUCUAUACUUCUACUGUUAACACCGGCACAUCACUACUCUGCCCUGCCACUGCUGGAAUUUAAAAGGCCCAAACAAAUGAGGCGUAAAAUCCUGAAACUUCAGGACCACUAAAUGACCAUUUCCAGUUAGAAGUUGCAAGGCCUCAGCCAUAAGCAGUCUUUUAUUUUUAAACCAGCUUCUUAUCCUAGUUUUACCAUAGCUCUAUUGUAGAUUUAGUCUAAUCCCUUUUCCGUGGAAUUUGCAGAUAUUCUGAAAUCUCAAAUAAACAAGCACUACCAUUGGAAGAUCCACCAUCAGUUUUUUCUGGAGCAUUCACAAGUAAAUCAGGGUGAUUUGUUAGGUGUUUCCUACUUUGAUAUUGUUUAUUUCUACAGUUAGUGAUGCUCCGGUACUGUCUCUUAGACUAAUUUCCAUACUUUUACGAUAACUUUCCUAAGACAGUACUGUCUAUAUUUUGUUUGCUUUCCAACCUUUAUUGAUAAUGCAACUGAUUUGUAACUGCUGGUAUAUAUUGGUCUUGUUCUUUAUGACUCCUUACGCAUCUCUGUACCUCACAGCUAUCAGCUUGAGAAUGUCGUAAAAUAAGACUAAAUACAUUUAACAAGUCUUUGUUUUACAAAUAUUUAAACAUAAAUUUUUAAUAGUAAGUAAUAUUUGACUCUUGCUAGGUGCAUACAGAUAUUUUUGAUUUUAUGCGUAUUUUGUUUUAACUAUUUCAGUGCAAAUUCCAUUGCAUUCUAUUUGAUGUCUCAGCAGCACAAAAGGACUCUUGGCAUUCACAUUCUGUACUAAUUUGUAAAUACUUUCUAAUCAACUUGUUCAGAGAUUUUAUUAUACACCUCUGGAGCACAUGAGACUUGAACCUGUGCUCUGUGGCCCAGAGGUGGGCACACUACCACUGUAUCCGUGCAUACCGUGAAAGCAGUCAAAUAUAUGUGAUUGUUGGUAGCAGUUUGAACCAUGUCCACUUGCGGAUUAGCAAAGUAUCAGCUCCAUGAAUAGAUGGAAGUUUUGCAGUGUCAAGUCCACAUAAGUACAGUGUAUAUUAUAUGGUUUCAAAGCAGCAAUUAGAAAUGUGCAUAAUAUUUACAUCACUUUUAAUAAUCUUCCUCACUAAUAUUCCAACCAAGAUACUGUAUGAGUUCAUCUUACUAAGGAUCAUUAAUUAAAUUGUAAAAUAAAUUAUCUAUAAUCUUUUGCAAACUUCACAAUUCCUAUUGUAAGAUGAAUGAUUCAUUGUCCCAAAAGUAGUUAACUAGAUGCCCAAUAUUUGCAAUAUCAAUGAAGACUCAAUAGUUUUAAAACAUUUUUGAUAUUUCAAUAUGAUUUUUUUUGCGAUAUAUUACAUAAAAAUAGAGUUGCAUUGCAAUUUUAUUACGGAUUUUCCAAAUGUAUGUCAUUUCUCAAUGCGCAAUAUAAAGGAUGCAGAAAAUAAACUGUUUAAAAUAUUGCUGAGCUGAUGUUGUAACAUUGAUGUAAUUGUUCUUGUGUUGUAAAUUUUAUUUGUAUACAAAUAUGUUAGAAGAAAAACAUUUUACAGCUUUGUUAGAAUGUAUAUCUACUUAUAAAAUGAAAUCAACGAGAUUUACAGAAUUUGGCCUGAUUGAUUCAUUGAAUACAUAUGAACAUAAUUUAUGGUAAACAGCCUGAUCUUUACUGAAGGUAUUUCAAUUUAACUUUUUUACAUUGCUACUUUGAAAUAUUCAAGUAUUGUAUAUUUUAAGAAUUUUAUUUUAAUUAAAAUCAGUCAACUUAA
This is a messenger RNA of Rhincodon typus (whale shark), 4580 nucleotides long. It is a transcript of the gene rab28, whose product is annotated as RAB28, member RAS oncogene family. The transcript has 7 exons. Gene Ontology annotation, cellular component: Golgi apparatus; endosome. The record is from RefSeq and is a predicted model, not a curated record. The coding region runs from base 689 to 1354 and encodes 221 amino acids. NCBI's taxonomy places the organism in Eukaryota, Metazoa, Chordata, Chondrichthyes, Orectolobiformes, Rhincodontidae. Gene Ontology annotation, molecular function: GTPase activity; GTP binding.